Acanthisitta chloris (rifleman) is the source of this 2245-nucleotide messenger RNA. RefSeq names its product SET and MYND domain containing 4 (gene SMYD4). The annotation marks the transcript as partial. The transcript has 9 exons. Gene Ontology annotation, molecular function: protein binding. NCBI's taxonomy places the organism in Eukaryota, Metazoa, Chordata, Aves, Passeriformes, Acanthisittidae. The record is from RefSeq and is a predicted model, not a curated record.
GCAGCGUCCCACGAGCCCCGCGGCAGCCCCGAGGUGUCUGUGUGCUUUGCCAACCGCUCCGCCGCCCUCUUCCACCUGGGGCACCUUGAGGUUUGUUUGGAAGAUAUUUCCAGGGCUGAAAGCCAUGGUUAUCCAGACAAGCUGCUGCCCAAGGUCUUGCUGCGGAAAGCUGAAUGUCUGUUGUGCCUUGGGAGGUUACAGGAUGCAGCAGAUGUCCUCAGUGUGAUGGAGAGUAAAAUCGCUGUGGAUGGGCUCAUGGCUAGUCCUACACAUCAGACACUGCUAAAAAAGUUAAGUCAACUGAAGGUUAAAUUACAGGAGAAGCAGAGGUGUCCAGAGCCUGCUCAAGGAUCAUGUGGUGACAUUCAAGGAAAGUCAGAGAUCUGGGAAGAGAACAACAGUAUUUCACAUGCAUCUUCUUCUCUGAGCUUGAAUUUUGAUACAGAGAGAGGACGGCACUUGGUGGCCUCCCAGGACAUUGUGCCAGGACAGAGCCUGUUGAAAGAGGAAGCCUUUGUAAGUGUGCUCUGCCCUGGGGAGGGGCUUCUUCUGCAGGACAGCAGUGAAACAGUGUGGGAUACUCAAGUCACUAAUGCAGAUCUUUAUUGCCACCGUUGUCUGAGGCAGCUCUUGGCCUCAGUGCCUUGUCAGGGAUGCAGUUAUGCCAAGUACUGCAGCCAAGGCUGUGCAGAUGUGGCGUGGGAGCAGUACCACAGGACAGAGUGUGGCCUGGGAGCACUGCUUCUCACAUUGGGGGUCUUCUGCCAUGUGGCCUUGAGGACUGUUCUACUGGCAGGAUUUGCAGAGGUUAGCAGGCUGGUGGAAUGGUCUCACAGUGGGAACAAUGACCUUCACAACCCUGAGGCAAGCUGCAAACAUCUCAGUGAGGCACCAGCUGCAGGAGCUGGUACCAGAGGUAUCCCUGGCUGUAACAGUGAUGGUCAGUACCAGAGUUCUUACCAAGCUGUGUUCCACCUCUUGCCCCACACUGAGCAGCACAGCCCUGAGCACAAGUUCCUCUGCGUGCUAAGUGUAGUAGCUCUAUGCAAACGGCUGCAAAAAGCUGGCCUAGAGGCUGCUGUUUUGAAUCAGGAAUCAUCUGAGCAGUGCUCCAAACCAAAGACAUCUGAAACAACAUCAGAUGAAUUGUCUCCAGAGCUGAAGACUGUGGCAGAAGCGAUGCUGAGACACAUGUUGCAGCUGCAGUGUAAUGCACAAGCAAUCACUGUAAUGCAGGAGUCAGAGUCCAGAGAUGAAGCUAUUGUAAGCAGGAAGCCUGUGCGCCUGGCCACUCUAGUCUAUGUGGCAUUUAGUGGCACAGCUGCCACUGUUAGGGCAUCGCAGCCAAUCCCAAGUGGCCAAGAGAUUCUCCAUUGCUAUGGGCCUCACCAAUGCAGAAUGAGAGCUGCUGAGAGACAACAGCUUCUCAGGCAAUAUUUCUUUGAGUGUCGAUGUCGGGCAUGCCUCGAGGAGUUAGAGUCAGAUGGCAAGAGUGUGGUGUCCAUGAGAAACUCAUUCUGCUGUCCCAGCUGCCACUCUCCAAUGCAGGGGGAAGAAGACAUGCUUUGUUGUUCCAGUGAAGCUUGUGCAACCUCAGUCAGCAGAGAGAACCUGUCACACCGGUUACAGGACCUUCAGCAACAGAUCAUGAAAGCUUUAGACCUGCUAAGAGACGGGAAGGCUGAUCAGGCUGUCAAAAUGCUCCUGAAGUGUCAGAUGGAUGCUGGAAACUUCUUGUCUCCAGAGCAUUUGCUGAUGGGAGAGAUGGAGGAUCAUCUGGCACAGAUCUAUGCCACUCUUGGGAGGUGGCAGGAAGCAGCCAAACACCUGAAGAAGAGCAUUGAGAUUGUGGAAAUGCAUCAUGGGCCAUCAAGUGUAGAAAUAGGUCAUGAACUUUUCAAGCUGGCACAAGUUCUCUUCAAUGGAUUUGCAGUUUCUGAAGCUCUGAGCACAAUUCAAAGAGCAGAGGAGAUUUUGUCAGUGCACUGUGGUCCUCAGAGUACUCAGAUCCAGGAACUACAAGAGAUGAAGACCUGUCUGUCAGAGCUUCCCAGAAGCAUCCUUCAGAGGACUUAAUUUCCCUGUCAAAGGAAGCUGAAAUGUGAUCUUUCACCAAAGCUAAGUGUCAUGUGGUAAGGCAGUCAUGUAGUGCAAGCUGGAAAAUCAUGUGGAACAGCAACUUGAAUGAAAUCUGAGAUGCUCUUUAGUGAGACUGUUGUAAAUAAAAUGACCAAUUCUAACGUGA